AUGAAAGAAUUUUCCAAGCAUACCACUACUGCUCUUAUGCAUCGCACUACGGAGAAGUUGUCCUACGAUUGUUCAGCUUUGAUAGACACCGUUAUCUGCAUGUGUGGUGAUAUUCCAACGGAUAUGGUAGGAAACUCAUACACUUGUCCCAUAUCCCCGAUUGAAAUUCGGUGUAGACCUGGAAAGGGAGUCACUGCUGAGAUUGACGCAACUCUGGGGACUUUGAUCCCAACUUUGGUAGGCGGUGCACAACGAAUAAACUUGGGAUAUCAAGUGGUGCCCACCGAAGUGACAAAUCGCCUAAAUGACAUGGCUCUAACCAUGAAAAUACUACCAGAAGCUCUAUUGGAAACUCUUGGAAAACCUCCUCCAUCUGAAAUCAAUUUCAUCUCGUCUGUUCCACAGUCACGAGAUAUCCAAUUCAGUCUCAAUUAUGAAAAUACUAAGGUUGCUAUGACUUCCUACAAAGUGGAAUUCAAUAGAACAAUCUCACUUGAGAGAUUGAGUUUCACCUGUCCAGAAAAUGUUAGGAAGAAUGAAUACUUCAAUUGUCACCUUAUUGAUGAAAGUGUUGGUGGAUUCGACGGAAAGGUGACUUGGGACAAUCAGCAGAGCCUAGACUUUCAUUUUCCAAGUAAAAUCAUUGAUUACAUCGGAACUGAAAAUGUCUACUCUGGGAGUAACUUGCCUCAUUGCAGUGAAAGUGGUCUAAUUAUCACAGGAACCCAAGCCAUGUAUGCAGGAGACGUACAGGCGAUAUUUCUUCAUCUCAAGGCCAAAACGGCACUGAAAAUUUUCAUCCUACGUGCAACCUGUGAUAGUGGGAAAGUUUACGACUACUUAACGGACGCCUGCCAGAUGGCACCAUUCGAUGGCACCCCAUGCGCUCCAAACGAAGUUUACACACCGAUAUACCGCGUCUGCUUCAGCUCUACUCAAAAUGUCACCAAAAGAAAUAUUAAGCAGGAUGCUCCAAAUACCGACACUACGAUUCCUUACAUGAUCGUUAAGGUUAGAGCAUGUGACCACGUUUUCGUUGAUUGGGACUUAUAA
Messenger RNA from Rodentolepis nana, 1053 nucleotides. NCBI's taxonomy places the organism in Eukaryota, Metazoa, Platyhelminthes, Cestoda, Cyclophyllidea, Hymenolepididae. The record is from the annotation of a GenBank genome assembly.